Molecule: messenger RNA, 2697 nt
Organism: Lachancea meyersii CBS 8951
Lineage: Eukaryota; Fungi; Ascomycota; Saccharomycetes; Saccharomycetales; Saccharomycetaceae
Source: the annotation of a GenBank genome assembly
AUGUCGUUCACCUUUCCCACCACACCCACUAAACAAACGACAUCACAAGCUGAGGCACGUCCUUCGUCUUGCUUAAAACAAAAUCGCGAAAAUCAGUCGCAACAGGAAUUGGACGGGCAUAGAAAUAAUGUUUCCCAGGUCAGGUUUUCGUUGCCUGUAGAGCCGGAUGUCGACACCGAGACUCAAUCCAAUUUGGGCCGUGAUAGCAGCCCCACGCAUCAUCCAACUUCUCCCACAAAAGUGGUAUAUCCCAGAAGCUCGGAGGAUUACCCAUCAAGCCAUUUUGUCGACUUUAAGCACAAGAUAAUGGUGGACGUACCGGAGCACAUUUGGCAAUCUCAUUAUGACAGAAGGAAUACCGAAAGCAGUUCUUCGAGCCUUACCAAAAGGCACUCGCGCGCUCAAUCUCUGCAGUCUGUCAUAGCAGACACUUUGCAAACUUAUCACACCAAACCUUCCAACAACCAAUUAGGUUUGUUGACAAACAGCCCGCUGCCAAAUCUUCAAGCUGCCGAACUGUACCUCAGAUCAGACUCGCCUCUCAACAAAUACCAGGUUGCAGUACCUCUAGAAGCUUCACUGCCACCCUAUCUGUCACCAGAAAACAAGUCGAAGCGAAGAAACAGCUUUGUUUACGACGGAGAGGGCUAUAGCAUGUAUUUGUCGGACAGCAGCGACGUAGAAUCUCUGGGAUUACAAGCUUCGGAUUCAGAAAUUCUCAAGGCAGAUCAAUCGUCAAGCCAGUGCAGUGAUUUGUCCAUACCUUCGGCAACUCACGACUUUUCCUUUGAUGGCAAGGAAGACGUGGACAAGAUUUUAGGCAUCGAUGCCGAUGCUAAUGUGAAUCUCAAGAAACAAGCCAGAAACCUACUAAAUAGGAGCCCAGGACAAAAAGGCAAAAGUCUACCGCAGAUCCCUAAGCCACCGAUUUUCAAGAUCUCCCAGAAGACUGAUGCAUACAACGACUCCCGCCAAAUAGUUACUCGACCCAGAGGAGCAACAGCCGACGACUCACCGAGCGAAGCGCUGAAAAUACUGACAAGUCCAUCCAAGACAAUAAUCAUUCCUACUUUCGAACAGGCUUCUUCUAAACCUACUACAACUUCAGUGGCUCGAUUUUUUUCUGAGAUGGACGACACUUCUGCUGCUCAAAACAUUCAGCUGCCUGAGACCUCAUCCAAAGAUGAGAUCAAUGCUAACUUUCAGUUCCCAUCGCCAUUCAAGGCUGACAGCGACGAAGGGAAGCUCUCUGAGGUAUCUUAUUCUCACGGUGGUACUGAUACCCCAGAGGUCGAAGACGAAAAUUCAUUUGAACGACGCAGGAAGCUCCUUAGACAGCAAUCGAACGGUAGCAAUUUCCGGCGUCAUACUCACAACAGAACCCGUAGCAUCCACGGUUCACAAGACCUUUUUAUCGAAAGUCACACCCCACCAAAAACGGGCCCAAAAGAGAUGAACAAGGUGGCCAUACCUGAACGGUCACCACGAAGGGGCUUUUCUCGCAAUUCAAAACCUUUUGAUGGAAAUCAUAAUGAGAUUAAAGUGGACGCUAUAUCCACGCCCACUAAAAAUACUGAGCAUGAAAGCCUGCCAGAGGCGAGCAUUGCCCAUCCAAUCAGACCACGAAUACAAAGCAUACCACACCACCCCCUCGAUCUUCCUUCCUUGAAGAACAAUAAUCCCAACUUCGCUGAUCGUACCGAAGGUGUAGCAACCAGAGAUCAGAUAAACUCAAAAUUUGACGUUUCGCAUCCAAUCAUGCCCCAAGAAGACUCGAAUCUGCAAAAAACAAAGUCUGGCGAAUCCCCUGUGACACAUUUCUUUGCAUGCAUAACAAAUAACAAUAGAUCUGACAUUUCUGCUUCGUCUUCGAGUUGCGCGGAAUCCAAUGCAGUCGAGGAAGAGGUUGACUCUGGAAAGAGCUUUGAAAUAUUAGAAGAAAGGAAAGUAGAGAAAGUUACACCACUUUCUACGUAUCAUUCCUUCAAAGCCCCAUUGAACCCUCCGGAGACUGUUAAAACAGAGAGUUUGCUGGACACCAAAAACAUGGAAAAUGAUAGACAUUUUUCUACACGACAAUUGUCAAAUAAUGUAAGUCAUUCAUCAUCGGAGUCUAAGGACAGUAUACCAUCACGCUCUUCAGUGGCGACUGCAUACUCUCAAGCUAAUGAAAACUAUUUGUCACAGCCCUUUAAGCAUAUACAGAGAAAAACAGAAAGUCCUUUCGUUACAAGAAGGGACUCAAAAGUCGGGUUUUCUCCUAAGAUUUCAGAGCGAGCAGAUAUAGGCCGUCUUCAACCUAAAACCUUACGAGAAUAUAUUGGGGGUGAACUGGUAGACGUCGUGUUGCUGGAUGAUCCUGAAGAUACGGCUACCGCCCCAGAGAAAGGAAGGCCCAGAUCUUUUCAUGAAGACGCCCUGGAACAUUUUCACGAGAUUUUGGAUCUAUGCGACAAAACGGCAGACAGAGCAAAAGGCGUUAUAUUAGAUUUGGUUGAAACUCCUGAGAUUCCAAGGGCUAGCGGCUCCAAUUACUCACGAUCACCUCCAUCUUACAACCCUCGCCAAACCCCAGUUCUCAACUCGCCAUAUUCAGGUAAGACCAGUAAUUCUUAUAUUGGUAGCAGCCGGGAAUCACCAUCAUCGAAGUACGUCUCAAACCUCGAUCGACUGAGGGCACUCGCAAGGAAUCGUUAA